This is a messenger RNA of Lynx canadensis (Canada lynx), 1113 nucleotides long. RefSeq names its product lysophosphatidic acid receptor 4 (gene LPAR4). Gene Ontology annotation, molecular function: lysophosphatidic acid receptor activity. The transcript has a single exon. The coding region runs from base 1 to 1113 and encodes 370 amino acids. Gene Ontology annotation, cellular component: membrane. NCBI's taxonomy places the organism in Eukaryota, Metazoa, Chordata, Mammalia, Carnivora, Felidae. The record is from RefSeq and is a predicted model, not a curated record. Gene Ontology annotation, biological process: phospholipase C-activating G protein-coupled receptor signaling pathway; positive regulation of Rho protein signal transduction.
AUGGGUGACAGAAGAUUCAUUGACUUUCAAUUUCAAGAUUUAAAUUCAAGCUUCAGCCCCAGGUUGGGCAAUGCUACUGCCAAUAAUACUUGCAUUGUUGAUGAUUCCUUCAAGUAUAAUCUGAAUGGUGCUGUCUACAGUGUUGUAUUCAUCCUGGGUCUGAUAACCAACAGUGCCUCUCUGUUUGUCUUCUGCUUCCGAAUGAAAAUGAGAAGUGAGACUGCUAUUUUCAUCACCAAUUUGGCCCUUUCUGAUUUGCUCUUUGUCUGCACUCUACCUUUCAAAAUAUUUUACAAUUUCAACCGUCACUGGCCUUUUGGUGACACCCUUUGCAAGAUCUCUGGGACUGCAUUCCUCACCAACAUCUAUGGGAGCAUGCUCUUCCUCACCUGUAUUAGCGUGGAUCGUUUCCUGGCCAUUGUCUAUCCCUUCCGAUCUCGUACCAUUAGGACAAGGAGGAAUUCUGCCUUUGUGUGUGCUGGAGUCUGGAUCCUAGUCCUCAGUGGUGGUAUUUCAGCCUCUUUGUUCUCCACUACUAAUGUCAACAAUGCAACCACCACCUGUUUUGAGGGCUUCUCCAAACGUAUCUGGAAGACUUAUCUGUCCAAGAUCACCAUAUUUAUUGAAGUUGUUGGUUUCAUCAUUCCUCUGAUUUUAAAUGUCUCUUGCUCUUCUGUGGUGCUAAGAACCCUCCGGAAGCCUGCUACACUGUCUCAAAUUGGAACCAAUAAGAAAAAAGUGCUGAAGAUGAUCACUGUUCAUAUGGCAGUCUUUGUGGUAUGCUUCGUACCCUAUAACUCUGUCCUCUUCUUGUAUGCCCUAGUGCGCUCCCAAGCCAUUACCAAUUGCUUGUUGGAAAGAUUUGCAAAGAUUAUGUACCCAAUCACCUUGUGCCUUGCAACUCUGAACUGUUGCUUUGACCCUUUUAUCUAUUACUUCACCCUGGAGUCUUUUCAGAAGUCCUUCUAUGUUAAUACCCAUAUCAAGAUGGAAUCCCUGUUUAAGACUGAAAUACCUUUGACCACAAAGCCUUCCCUUCCAGCUAUUCAAGAGGAAGUUAUUGAUCAAACAACACAUAAUGGUGGUGAAUUAAUGCUAGAAUCCACCUUUUAG